Molecule: messenger RNA, 5150 nt
Organism: Xenopus laevis (African clawed frog)
Lineage: Eukaryota; Metazoa; Chordata; Amphibia; Anura; Pipidae
Gene: frmpd1.S
Product: FERM and PDZ domain-containing protein 1-like
Source: RefSeq, a predicted model, not a curated record
CAUGUUUAGAGGAAGGAUGGCUCAGGGUGGAAUUACAGAGACAUUCUUCUCCAGCAUCUUUAAUUAGCAGCAGUGAGAGCUCCGAAUGAAGCACUUCUCUGUCAGUCCUACAUUGAACAUACCGGCUGCACCACCUCUCUUUGAAUGCCGGCAGCAGCUUUCAGGACCAAGGCAGCUGAACAGCGCCCUUCCAUCUACUUACAGUAACUACCCUUUGUGUCCUUAUCACCUGCCUGCCAAGUCAGUUGGAACCUGUGUGGAUCAAGGAAAAGCAUGGCAAGCAGCUGCUCUCACUAGGAAUUGUGUGCCCAGAUCAAGGCGGAGCAUGGUGUGGAUAGUAUUGUGGGGAACCCAUCAGCUCAUAAAAAAGGUAAAUGGAAGAUCUAGAAACAAACACAUUACAGACCCGGAAAGGACAUCGCAUAGAACAGAUGGUAGUAAGAUGGCUACGAAGAUCAAGAGAUAACACAUCAUGCAGCAGGAACUCUACAGGUGAUGGCCCAAUUGCAAUACGCAAUCAGUCCUCCUGCUCCUUAAAGAUUACUGUAGUGAUAGAGAAAGAUCUGCUUCUUGGCAGUUAUGGCUUUGACAUCUCUCAAAAUCCUCCCCUUACUGUCACAGCUGUCACUGCAGGCAGUACAGCUGAAGGAAAACUUUUACCAGGUGAUCAAAUACUCAGAAUCAAUGGUGAAAAUGUGGAAAAUAUGCCUGCUGAGCAAGUGGCAAACAUUGUCAGGGAAUCUGUGGACUCUGUUACCAUGACUGUUCUUCAAAAUACUUUGAGCCCCAAAUCAUCAUUUCUUACAACGGAGAAACGAGCAAAGUUGAGGAGCAAUCCGGUGAAAGUAAGGUUUGCAGAGGAAAUCAUUGUAAAUGGUCACACUCAGGGCAACUCUCUUCUCUUCAUGCCCAAUGUACUCAAGGUUUAUUUAGAAAAUGGGCAAACAAAGGCAUUUAAAUUUGAGAAAAAAACAACAGUAAAGGAUAUCAUCUUGACCCUGAAAGAGAAGCUUUCAAUCAAUAGCAUUGAACACUUUGCACUAGCUUUGGAAGAGCAGUACAACAUUUCUAAGGUUUUCCUUCUCCACGAGGAUGAAUUAAUUGAACAGGUGGUGCAAAAAAAAGAAUCUCACAACUACAGGUGCCUCUUCAGAGUCUGUUUUGUACCCAAGGACCCAUUUCAACUACAGCAGGAGGAUCCCAUUGCCUUUGAAUACCUCUAUUUACAGAGCUGCAGCGAUGUGCUUCAAGAAAGAUUUGCGGUGGAAAUGAAAUGUAGUGUAGCUCUGUGUUUGGCUGCCCUGCAUAUCCAAGAGCGCAUUCAUACUUGUGGUCAGCCACAAAAGAUAUCUUUCAAAUAUAUAGAGAAGGACUGGGGAAUAGACAACUUCUUAUCUCCAACUCUACUCCGCAGCAUUAAAGGAAAAGACAUAAAAAAAGCCAUUAGUUUUCAUAUGAAGAGAAACCAGUGCAUUCUUGAGCCAAGACAAAAACAACCAGUAUCUGCCUCACAAGUUAGGCUAAACUAUUUAAGGAUACUUGGAGAUCUAAAGACGUAUGGAGGAAAAAUAUUCUAUGCAACUUUAAUGCUGCAGGACAGAGAAUCUUAUGUCACCCUACUUGUGGGAGCCAAGUAUGGCAUCAGUCAGAUAAUUAACAACAAACUAAACAUCAUGACAUGCUUAGCAGAAUUUUCCAACAUUAGCAGAAUUGAGUUAAAUGCUGAGUCAGAGAAAGUGAGCAUGGUAAAAGUCUACCUGCAGGAUGUCAAGCCACUUAAUUUGCUCCUAGAAUCAAACAAUGCCAAGGAUAUUGCUUGUCUAAUUUAUGGAUAUUGCAAGUUGUUUGUAGAUUCCUGUACUACCAUAUUUCGAUGGCCUGGAAGCAGCCAGUUGCAUCAAAUGUCUGCAGAAGAAGGUUAUGAAUCAAGAGUUUGCAGUGACUCUGAAGAAUCUUCAGAUUUUGAUUCCUCUCUAGAACUGUCAUCUGAUCUCCACAUUCUGAAAUACCAUGGUAUAAAACCACUACAUGAAGAAGAGGAGGAUGUGGAGGAAGAUGAGGUAGAAAGAGAAAAUGUUAAAGAAUAUAAAGACAUUCUGAAAUACCAUGGUAUAAAACCACUACAUGAAGAAGAGGAGGAUGUGGAGGAAGAUGAAGAAGAAAGAGAAAAUGUUAAAGAAUAUAAAGAAAUUGAUAGUUGUGAAGUUGGAGAAAGAGGGUGUUGUGAUGGGGGAAAUAAUGACACAAACAGUAUUUCUGAAGCUUCUGACUCUGCUAACACAGAAAGUCAAGGAUACAAAAUUAGCUGGUCAAGUGAUUCACUUGAUGCUCUGGAGGAAGAUGAUCUAGAAACAUGUUCUUCAAGCCGUCCAGAUUUUUUACAGUUUUUCACGCCCAAUUUUAAAGAUAUGGCCAUAGACAAUAAUGGUGUUUUUAAUGGAUGUCCAGAACUAAAAGUUAGUGGUGAUGGAAGAAUAGAAUCUGAUCCACUGGUUUGUUUUCUGCAGUUGUCAAACUGCAGGGAAAUUUCUGAUUUACCAAGAGGCACAGAAUACCAAGAAGACAAUGAACUACAAGGCAUUUCUGUUGGAUGUCAACUAAUAGAAAACAGGUCAAUGGAAUAUUACAGCUUAUGCUCUAAUGUAUCACCAGCUAGCAGUGUGGACAAAUAUAUUUCCAGUAGUCCAGAGAGUAAUUCUGUGAGAAAUCAAACAUCAGACGCAAAGGGACUCAUGUAUAUUCAUGGCCUAAGCAAUGAGGUAGAAAUUCUUAUGUUAGAUCCACCACCUGGCUUUGGUGACAGUAGAUCAGAAGAAGAGUUUUUUGAUGUCACAGAUCGAUUUACUCUACCAAAAACAUAUCCAGGUUUAAAAUCCAAUUUUGAAGACACGAAAUUCUCAUAUCCAGACAAUGUAGUAUUAAAAGACUCAAAGGCAACAGAAAAACUCCAGAAAAAGCAGCCAUUUUCAAAAAAGGCUGACAAAGUUUUAAGAAAGAGGCGAUCUUUCUUACAGACUGACUAUACUUCUCAGGUCACAUUUCCUUUAUCACCUUCCAGCUCACUGGAAACUAUGGAUCAUGUAUGUUGUUAUGAAAAAGGGUCUCACAUGUCUCACUCUCCAACUGUUUCCUCUUUAAAGGAUACUGAAGGGGAACCUGCUUUACUAGAAACAAAACCACUUGCCCAGCAUAAAUCAACAGCAAAAACAAAAAGUAGAACACAUUCUCCAAAGUUAAUGGAAAUGGAGCCUGACACCAUGGAAAUUAAAUCUGUGACUGAUUCAGUUGUAUCUUGCAUUUCUGCUUUUCGUUAUAGAUAUGAUGAAAACAUGCAAGACAGAAAACAGUCAGAAAAAAUCUAUCUACUUGAUAGUUGUAAUGGAGAGCAUUCCCCUAAAGAGAACACAGCUGAACACAAUGAUCGGACUAGUCCUCCCCAAAUAUCCCUGCAGAUGGACAAUAUAAACAUCAAUGGCCAAAUUGAUCUUUGCUUGGAAAAGUUUAAUUUUGACACUAGCAGUUCAACAGACUUUUUAAAUAAAGGUAAUGUAGAAGACUUUGAGUCAGAAAUUACAACUACAUUUAAAAAUAUAUUUCAAGACAGAGACCAACAAGAAAGCCAGGAUGAAUGUUGUAGUUCAGAACCUUAUAUAGUUCCUUUGGGCAGACAGUCAUUGUACAUUGCUAGAUUGGAACAUGAACCAGUCUCCCCUAUACUCACUGAGCAAAAAUUUGAAAUGAAUGGACUAAAAUUACACAAAAACAAUAUGGUUAAUGAUGGAAAUGAUUUUCAGGCAAGUAAUACUGAAACACAAAACGACCUCCAAGCCGCCAAUGUAUUAUCUGAUUUAUUGAACAGACAUAAUUCAGCUUUUUGUCAAGUAGGUUCCUUGUAUGGUAGAGAAUCAUCACCAACAUUCACUGAAGCACCUACUAUGGGAAAUAAGGACACACCUGGUAAUUGUGCAGUUCUGUUGUUGCCAACCUGUACAUCACCAGGAAAGCAGAAUUCUCUCAAAUUGUGUUAUGUUGAGGAAGAGGGGCAGCAUGGGAAUGUUGGUGCAACAGACUUAAGACACAAUGACAAUUUAAUAAGUUACGAUUCAUCCUUUGUAGAAAAGGGGUGUCAUGAACUGAAACAUUUAGAGAAAAGGCCAGUGGUUUCUAAAGUUGCUAACUGCAGCUGCCAGUUGUCUUAUACGAGUUGUUUUCGUGGUGGAGAGACUGAGACAGAUGAUGAAACUAUUGGUAAUGGGGUAACUGUGUCAGCGUCACCAAGGACGAGACCUCCUGCAUCAUGUAAUGUACGGUGUGUUGAAGGGGACAGCACUAGUAACAACACUGUCUGUUCAGAACAAAGUGAAAUAUUUAACCAUUUAAAAGACAGAGCAUAUGAUGCUCAGACUGGUUUUGACAAAUUACAAGACAGUGUGUUGGACCUUCAAAAGAAAACCAAAGAAAACCAAAACAAUACAAGGGUGCAUUCAUUAGAUAAUUGCUUGGCCAUUUUUACAGAACAAAAGUCAUCUCUUUGCAGUGUCUCUCAGAAUCUUGUAUCUAGCUCUCAGAAGGUUCUAAGAUUGGACCAGCCAUCAGAAGAAAAGUACAAAGACAUGACAGAAACUUUUUUCAGCCUUCUUCAGAUAACAGAAAUGUGCUUACAAUUUUCAAGAUGCAAUCAAUGCAACAAAAGGCAAAAUGAUGUCCAGUCAAACCUUCGGGAUCUUAUAUGCACCCAUCGUCAGUUUGUUCAGGCUGCCAAACAGGCUGUACAGUGCAAUAGUCCAGACUUGCAUUUGAAACUCUUGUCUCGGCAGUGCACGUCUCUUACUGCAGCUGUAUUUUGUUUAACUGGGCAGUUUAGAACAGUAAUAUCUUCUUGAAAUGAACAUAUAUAGUUACAUAGUUAAAUCUGGUUGAAAAAAGACAAAGGCCAUAAAGUUUAACCCCAUAUGAAACCCAGCAUCCAUAUACACCCCUCCAUACCCUCACAUAAAUGAUAUAUACCCAUAUCUAUACGAACUAUAGAAUUCAGUAUCUCAACAGCCUUUGAUAUCAUGUAUGUCCAAGGAUUCAUCCAAGCCACUCUUAAAAGCAUUAACAGAAUCAGCCAUCACAACAUCACCCGGCAGUGCAUUUCACAACCUCAC